AUUCCAUAUUCCAAAAUUUAGAAGAAAAAAAAAACCUAAAAAUCAAAUCUUGUGGUGGAGACCGAGGGAAGAAGCCACCAACGCCUUAUCUUUCUAGAGGUUCGUCAAUCCAAGGCCAGGAAUUCCAAUUAAUUCCAAAUUCUCGACUUAAUUUUUGAUUUGGGUGUCUAAAUUUGAGCUCAAAGUUCAUUGAUUUCACCUUCUACUCACUAAUCAUGGCUUCCAUUGUUGCUACUCUACCUCCGCCAUUGUUGGCGCCCCGCAAAAGCUUUACUAUUUUGAACAUUUCUCAGAAGCUCUCUGUUUUAUCCACUGCUAAAGGACGUUGUGGCAAUGUUGUUGUAAAGGCUGUCGGAGGCAGCUCUGAGUCUUCUACUUCCCUUGAUAUUAUUAAGUCUGUUCGAAAUGUUUGGGAUCAACCUGAAGACCGAUUCGCACUUUUCGGCCUGGGAUUUGCAGCUGUAGCAACUGCAUGGACAGCAACAAAUCUUGUUACGGCCAUUGACAAGCUACCACUGCUUCCAGGUGUAUUAGAAUUCAUAGGAGCACUGGUUUCUUGGUGGUUUGUGUAUCGCUACCUCCUGUUCAAGCCAAAUCGGGAAGAGCUUUUGCAGAUAAUCAACAAGUCAAUAUUAGAUGUAUUUGGACAGUAAAAUUGGCCGAUUUGGACCAAUCUUCAUUAUAUUCCAUUCUUUUUUACAAAGUAAUGAUGAUGAAAGAGGGUUGGUCCCAUUCAACAGUCAAGUGUGAAUUUUUUAAUCAAGGUUGGUGUUUUGUUCAUCAAUGUAUUGCAAUCCCAAAUCUUCAAUCUCUGCAGUCUAUGUUUAUGUUUCAAAAUUUCAACACUUUAUUUGUUAGGAUUUAGAAAGACGUUGCAUACCCGCAAUGUUAUGGGUUUGUAAUUCAAAAUCUAUGUUUUGAUUGACCUUACCAGGUUUGGUUUGUAAUAUAAACUAGAGGUACAAGGAAAAACCACUCUAACCGACCAAAAUCAUUUGUUAGUUUGGAUUGAAAUCGGUUGAUUUGGCGGUUUCGGUUGAAAAUAUGUCAAAGUUGAGAAGUUGUGGUUGGGUUUGUGAGAAAAAAAUAUGUGGAAAACCGAAACGGCCGCUAAAACAUAUGCAAUAAAAUAACUAGUUCCGUUGAAA
Cucumis melo (muskmelon) is the source of this 1148-nucleotide messenger RNA. RefSeq names its product protein CURVATURE THYLAKOID 1C, chloroplastic. The transcript has 6 exons. Gene Ontology annotation, cellular component: chloroplast thylakoid membrane; thylakoid. The record is from RefSeq and is a predicted model, not a curated record. The coding region runs from base 216 to 653 and encodes 145 amino acids. Lineage: Eukaryota; Viridiplantae; Streptophyta; Magnoliopsida; Cucurbitales; Cucurbitaceae.